Drosophila busckii is the source of this 549-nucleotide messenger RNA. RefSeq lists its product as uncharacterized. Lineage: Eukaryota; Metazoa; Arthropoda; Insecta; Diptera; Drosophilidae. Gene Ontology annotation, cellular component: nucleus. The transcript is spliced from 2 exons. Gene Ontology annotation, molecular function: zinc ion binding. Bases 76 to 540 code for a protein of 154 amino acids. The record is from RefSeq and is a predicted model, not a curated record.
CUGUGCAUUAGGAACGUCUUAAAGUAUUAUGCCUAGAUUCAAAAUUGAUAAAAGAUAAAUUUCACAAAGAAAAAAAUGUCUGAGACUUCAGAUGCCGCAACCACUAAAAAUAUAUUCGACAAGCUACAGGAAGCCGAUCUAACCAAUUAUUGCCGAGUAUGUAGACAAAAGGGAAGUGACGAUAAGCAACUCAAAUUUCGUCCACUAUUUAAUGGCAAUCGCUUAACACGCAUCAUAGCUAACACCAUACACCUAGAGGUUAAGGAUAUGCCUGGAUUGCCACGUUUUUUGUGCGAAAAAUGUUUAGACUUGUUAAAAACUUUCUCCAUGUUCCAAGUGGAGUUUCGUCGUUCCGAAGAGGCUUUUAGGAUGUUUAUUGAAGGACGCAAACAGCUACCAAUGGAGACACUGAUUGAAUUUUCCAAUUCCAUCGAACACGAAAAACACAAGGAAAGUGAGCAGCAGAGUGCAGCACUUGUUAACAAUUUUUUGACAAAGGCCAAAAAGAAUAGAAAAUCAAAAUCAAAGCUAGAAAAUUGAGCAAUUAAA